This is a messenger RNA of Hippocampus comes (tiger tail seahorse), 1984 nucleotides long. It is a transcript of the gene plag1, whose product is annotated as pleiomorphic adenoma gene 1. Bases 465 to 1832 code for a protein of 455 amino acids. The transcript is spliced from 3 exons. The record is from RefSeq and is a predicted model, not a curated record. Gene Ontology annotation, molecular function: RNA polymerase II cis-regulatory region sequence-specific DNA binding; DNA-binding transcription activator activity, RNA polymerase II-specific; DNA-binding transcription repressor activity, RNA polymerase II-specific. NCBI's taxonomy places the organism in Eukaryota, Metazoa, Chordata, Actinopteri, Syngnathiformes, Syngnathidae. Gene Ontology annotation, biological process: negative regulation of transcription by RNA polymerase II; regulation of cytokine production; regulation of immune system process. Gene Ontology annotation, cellular component: nucleoplasm.
CUUGGGCGGGCGUCUACGGUCGCCCAACAUUUGAACUUCAAUGGAAACCCGCGCGCAACGCCCGACGUCUUCCAGGAGAAGUCUCGCAAGUGGCUUUCGCCGCUCUACGUCGGUAAGUGAGAGCCAAGUGAAAGUGGCAGCGACUUCUUCGACGCGGUGCAACCCGAAAUGGGCGUGACUUCGACACAAGUGCGGUUGCAUUGCAGCGCACAUACAAUGGCUGCUCGAAAGAUAGGAAAGCAAACAAAUUUCGGGCCCGCCGCGUCUCGCAAAAAUAUGAGAAAAAAAUUAUUAAAAAUUCGGAAAAUAGUUGAAAGUCAAGAAAAACACAGCAAAAGGGAUGUUGAAGCGCCCGGGGCCGAUGAGGCCGGACGAGGUUGAGGACGAAAAAGUGGAUGGAAGGUAGUCGCCUUUGGGAAGCGCGCCUGUAUCCGCGUCCGUGAGCGCUCCGCCUUCGAGGCGCCAUGGCCACCGGAGCCCAGGGCCACCUCCACCGAGACGCCCUGGUCAAAGCAAAGCCGGCGCCGGCCGCGGGGAGGCGCAGAAGGGCCGAGGCAAAGCCCAAAAGGAAUUUCCCCUGCCAAGACUGCCAGAAAGCUUUCAACAGUCUGGAGAAGCUGAAGGUGCACUCUUACUCGCACACCGGCGAGAGACCCUACCGCUGCUCCCACCCCGGCUGCGCCAAGGCUUUUGUCUCCAAGUACAAGCUGUUCAGGCAUACGGCAACCCACUCGCCGGAAAAAAGCCACAAGUGUUCGUACUGUGAGAAAAUGUUUCACCGCAAGGAUCACUUAAAGAAUCACCUCCACAUCCACGACCCGCACAAGGAGGCCUUCGCCUGUCGCCACUGCGGCAAGAGCUACAACACCAAGCUGGGCUUCAAGCGCCACCUCGCCCUUCACGCCGCCAACAGCGGCGACCUCACCUGCCAAGUGUGCCUGCGGCCGUUCCCGAGCACCGCCGCGCUCCUGGAACACCUCAAAAGCCACGCCGGCAAAUCCGCCGCCGGCGGCGUCAAGGAGAAGAAGCAUCCCUGCGAGCAUUGCGAGCGCCACUUUUACACCCGCAAGGACGUCCGGCGCCACAUGGUGGUUCACACGGGGCGCAAGGACUUCCUUUGCCAAUACUGCGCCCAGCGCUUCGGUCGCAAGGACCACCUGACGCGGCACGUGAAGAAGAGUCACCCUCAGGAGCUGCUGAGGGUCAAAGCGGAGCCCGUCGUCUAUGACUUGGCGUCGGGCGGCAUGAAGGCCGAACUCCCGGACGCGCCGCCGCCGCGCGACUUGGUCCUGGACCCGGAGCCUUUCUCCAACGCCGCGCAGGUGCUCUCUUUCAAAUACCCGACGGGCUCCAACGUGACCUCAUACGCCGUCUGCUCGCAGGAGCGGGAGCAGAAUCUCAAGGGAGAGCUGGAGAGCUAUCUGUUGGAGCUACAGAGCGGCUUGCCGUCCUCCUCCGCCGCCGCGGCGGCGCAAGAUCCGCGCCUCCCUCUCGGCAAACCGGAGACGGCCGAUGACGCGGGCACGCUGCAGGAAGCCGGCGAGGAGGGGUCCUCGACCAAAAUGGCCACGUCGGUGGCCGGCGACUGGCUCGCGUCGUCCUCCCUGAUGGACUUCUCUCAGCUUUUCAAUUUCUUGCCGCUCCCCGGGCCCCCGUGCAACCACACGGGGGGCGGCGAGGGGCAGCAGACGCUCGCCCCGGAGAGCCCGCAUCUCCGCCCGCCCCCCGAGCCUUCCCAGGGCCCGCAGGCUGCGCUUCAAAGCCAGGCUCCCUUCAUUUGCAACCUGAGCGCCCCCACCACCUUGCCUCGCUUCCACCAGGCUUUCCAGUGACCCGCUGAAAGGUCGCGGCUCGCGGACGUCUGCCUCGCGCACCCGCCGCCGUGGCUGGCAAAUCCCUCCGCGUCACCUUUCAACUCAUGAAACGCACUUGCCGUCGACAGGUGAACAUCAUGAGCGGCGGUGUUGUUUUUUUUUUUUUUUUU